AGCAACGAAAACCAAGACCAAAUAAUUUGACUAUAAAAGCCUGAGUUAAAGCAUUGUUUUAGUAUAGUUUUCUAAAAGUAGUAAACACAACAAAAUCCCAACAAAAUGUUCAAAUUGUCCGUCUUCAUUGCCUUGUUCGCUUUGGUGUGCUCCGCCUAUGCCAAACCCGCUGUUCUCGCUGCUGCCCCCGUUGUAGCUGCUGCUCCUGCAGGUGUUGUUACCGCUACUAGCUCUCAAUAUGUUGCCCGUAACUAUAAUGGUGUUGCUACUGCCCCCGUUGUAGCUCCCGUUGCUGCUGCCUACACCGCCCCUGUUGCUGCUGCCUACACCGCCCCUGUUGCCGCUGCCUACACCGCUCCCGUAGCUGCUGCUUACACCGCCCCCGUAGCUGCCGCUUAUGCUGCUCCUUAUGCUUCUUACUAUCCUUACUCUGCCGCUGCCUACACCACUGUCUUCUAAAUGGAACGGGAUUACUUUUUAUAAUGACUGGACUUUGUGAUUUUUUACAUAAUGGAAAAGAUGAUUCUUUAUUUUUAAAGUUUCUCUUUUUCGCAGAUUUGUUAAAGAAAUUUUUGUUUAUAUUUUUUUAAAAAUAUUUGUUUAUAGUUUUAAAAUAAAGUUAAAAAGAAAAUAUAUAUGCAUUUCAAAUACUA
Messenger RNA from Lucilia cuprina (Australian sheep blowfly), 653 nucleotides. Its product is annotated as larval cuticle protein F1. The record is from RefSeq and is a predicted model, not a curated record. Lineage: Eukaryota; Metazoa; Arthropoda; Insecta; Diptera; Calliphoridae. The coding region runs from base 106 to 459 and encodes 117 amino acids. The transcript is spliced from 2 exons.